Porites evermanni is the source of this 2322-nucleotide messenger RNA. The record is from the annotation of a GenBank genome assembly. Lineage: Eukaryota; Metazoa; Cnidaria; Anthozoa; Scleractinia; Poritidae.
AUGGGCGCUUUCAUAUUGACCGUUAUUUGCGCUGUCUCUCUACUUACCGUGCAAAGCGUCUGUGAAGAUGUUCUUGAAGAACGAUCUGCCAAGAUAUCGAGAUUAUGGCCAGGUUGGAAUCCGUGCCCGAUCGGGGAUCCAAAAAAUUGCUUCUAUCUCGGCGAUGAUAUGAACCGCCUGGAAGUUUUGCCUGGCUUUGGAUGGGACAACUUGCGAAACAUCGAAAUGGGACAGGUCCUGGCGACGAAUUAUUCUCAGUGUAAAACCACCGCGGAUAGAAAAUAUCUUCUGCCAGAUAACGCUUUCGUGACUCCGGUCAAACGCAGCAAAGUGGACAUGUUCUCCGAAGUUUUCGAUCAUUGGAACAGCUAUACAAGUACCACGGCAAACUCUGUAAACCUCGAGGCAUCUUACUCAGUUGCGAGCGGCUCGUUCGCCGCGGAUUUCAAGUACAACAAAGAGAAGCAGGUUGCAGACAAUGCAGUCACUGCGCGAGUUCAGAUUCGACAUCUAUUUUACGUGGUUAAAACGCACCCCGAGUCGGCUCUUCAUCCCGUGUUUAAAAGCAGACUGAUGCAGAUUGCGGCAGAACUACAAAACAAUCGCACAAAACAAGCUUGGUACAGCGCGCAGUUACUCAUCAGAGAAUACGGCACCCAUAUUAUAACGUCUGUCGACGCUGGCGCUACUCUAGUUCAAGAGACACAUGUCAAUAAAAGCGAUAUACAGUACAAAUCGCUCUCUGAACACGACAUCAAAGUCGCUGCCACAGCAACCUUCUUUAAGGCGCUGAAUAUAAAAGCGGGUUUCGGACACAAUGAGAGUAACGUAAAAAUGAACAAGUUUCAAAGCAGUCAAACUGCCUCACGCGUGGCAACGUAUGGUGGCCCACCAUACAGGACAAAUUUUAGCAUUAAGGAGUGGGAAGAGGGACUGGCAAAUGAACUCGUGGCCAUUGACAGAAGCGGUGACCCACUGUACUAUGCUAUCACAACCGCAACGCUGCCCGGCUUGCCCGAACCGACGGUUUAUCGCUUGGCCAAAAUUGUACAACGGGCCGUUCGCUUGUAUUAUAAAGUAAACACUGUAGGGGGAUGUACAGAUGUAUCCUCGCCAAGGUUCAACUUUGAAGCCAACGUUGACGAUGGGAGUUGCCAGGCUGAAAACACCAAUUUCACGUUCGGAGGCGUGUACCAAAAGUGUUACACAACGAGAUACAACAGUGCCGGAAAUUUGUGUGAGAAGCUACAACAAAAGAAUCCCUUAACCGGGGAUUUCUCUUGCCCCGGGGGGUAUCAGCCAGUGGACCUGUUAAAGCCCCGUUCAGGCGAAAUGCCCGUGGUGACAAAGGCUUAUCAUCAGACGCACUGUCGCAAGAUUUGUAACAGCUGUGGAUUUCUUUGGUUGAAGAGCUGUUGUCACCUUUCAUGUCAGAAUGUGUUUCACUAUAGCAUGGUGCAUUUUCAAGCUUUCUGGUGCGCUGCCAUCGGAUCGGUGGAAGCUAACAGCGGGAUGUUAUUUGGCGGAGUUUACAGCUCCACCGAGCCAAAUCCGGUGACUGGGUCUCAAAGCUGCCCGCACAGGUUCUAUUCCAUGCCUUUUGGCGGACAUUCCCACGUUUGUGUAAGCGAUGACUAUGAACAAGGCUUUCAGUUUGCCUUGCAGUUUGCAGGAUUCUUCAGCUGCACAUCAGGAAACCCUCUCGCUGUCCGAAGCUCGAAAUCUCCUUCGGACGAGAAACCUCAGGGUGACAAAAAUCUUCAGCAGAAGCCCAAGAACAGAGUUCCCUCCGUUGAGGUCUUUCUCGAAGGAGGUAAGGCUGGAAAGUUUCAAGGCCCACAAAGCUGCCCGCGAGGAUACAGCCAGCAUCUUUUAGCUGUAGAUAACGAAUGUGAAAUUAACUACUGCGUGAAAGCCAACUCUUUGGCUAAGCUAUCCUCCAGGCUAGUGGUGAAGCGACCCCCUUACAACCCCAGACCAGAAGUCAAUCCAAACGCAACUAAAACGUUAAUGGUGGUCGGAGUAAAUGGUGAAGUAUGGUACAAGAACGAUUCGCACGCUGACUGGACCCUGGCCUCUUUUGCGGCUCGUGAUGACGAUGACUCUCUCGACCCCCUUGUUUCAGGUGACCAAACUAAACCGAUGUCCCAAGGGGCCGCUGUUACUCUAAGCGUGUGUGCUACAAUUUUGGCUGGAAUCUUGGCCAUGAUGGUCUACAAUGGUUACAGGAGGCGUCAACGUAGUCGGCAGUAUCGAGAGAGGAGCAUGACGGAGGUGUUAAUGCCCGGGGAGACCACCCCAUUGAACCCGCCUACGAACUAG